UAAAUUGAAGAAGCACGGGAUUAAGCACGCGAUUCGGAGAUAAAGAAAGACUUUGGAGAUUUGAAAAUCGGACUCGGCGCUAAGGCAUGCGCCAAUGCAGUGCCAUUGCUGUUACACAUGUGGUGCAACUAGUCUUCUUACAGUAAUUAGCUUGAGGCAAUUUAGCUGGGCGUGUCGCGCAAUGCUUGCGGCAUCUGACGUAGAACCCCUCCAUCUGAACUUAUGGGUACCUGUGUCGGCAUUGUACAAUACUUACAUGCAAUGUCAUCCAUGGAUACCUAGGGUAAUAUACUUCUUCCAUACAUACAUCUACAUCUUUCAUAUCCUAUUCCAUACGUAUCUCUUACCUCGUCGUCUGUAAAAAUAAAAUCACCCCUUUCCUCCUUGAUUCUUCCCUUUGGUUAGGUGUUAUUCUUUGGGUUAUGAUUAUAGUAACUAUCAUUAUCAGUAUUUAACCUAGGCAUACCUCCAAGUACCCACCUACGAAUCUUGGAA
Hypoxylon fragiforme is the source of this 495-nucleotide messenger RNA. RefSeq lists its product as uncharacterized. The transcript has a single exon. The record is from RefSeq and is a predicted model, not a curated record. NCBI's taxonomy places the organism in Eukaryota, Fungi, Ascomycota, Sordariomycetes, Xylariales, Hypoxylaceae. Bases 95 to 361 code for a protein of 88 amino acids.